Cuscuta europaea is the source of this 558-nucleotide messenger RNA. The record is from the annotation of a GenBank genome assembly. Lineage: Eukaryota; Viridiplantae; Streptophyta; Magnoliopsida; Solanales; Convolvulaceae.
CAGCGGCGCCGUCGACCCGGGGGCCAUCCUGAGGGGUAUGACCCCUGAGACGGAUAGGGCUGCCCUCGGGGCCUAUAAUGAUGCGGCCCUCGAGGACCACAUUCUCCGCUCCUCCCUCUCUGCUUGCUUAGCCCUCGGCGAACAGGCUCGGAGGCUUCAAGAAUGGCGCCUCCACAGAGCGGAGCAAGACGCCAGAAUGAGGGAGUGCCUCCUCAAGAACCAAGAGGCGGUGAAGCUGGGGGCCCAGCUAGAAGAGGAGCUCCGGCAGAUGAGCUUGAAACUGGAGGCUGCAGAGAAAGGCAAGGCUGAUGCUGAGGCCGCUGCCAGGAGAGCUGCUAAAGAGGCCGAGGACUCCAAAGCGCUAGCUGUCGCCAAGGCUCAGGAGGAGGCCGUUGAGGCCUUUGUCGCCGAGGGUUGGAGAGCCGAGGGGCGCAAGAUGUGGGUGUCCUCGGUCGUGGAGGCCUGCGUUGAAGAAUGGGCCGAGGGCCCUGGGUGGGAAUGGAUGGCCCGGAAGGGCAGAGAGUACUAUGAAGCCGGCGAAUUCUUCACCCAGGCCCU